Amoebophrya sp. A25 is the source of this 838-nucleotide messenger RNA. The record is from the annotation of a GenBank genome assembly. Lineage: Eukaryota; Dinophyceae; Syndiniales; Amoebophryaceae.
UAAACUCAGUAGAUCUCUCAUAGCGGUUGCUGUCAUGCUUAACCGUUUGCAUAGCUCUAGUGCCUGGCCGUCGUGCUUCAGGCUUCCCGCGGGGUAGUUGAAUGUUCGUAGUGCGGGAAAUCGUAGACGCAGGCACCAAAAAUUACUAUAAGUAUCUGCGUCACUUAGUGGGUGUGAUUGGCAAUUCGCGUCAAUCACGCUUCUCUUGGUCUAACGCCGACGGUGCGUUAUACUUUCUCUCUGGAAUAAAGAAACGGUAACUACAAGCAAAGUCCACUAUGCCCCUGAGUACAAACGUGAAACUACUUAACUACUUUUAAAAUAACCUCCGUCCGACCACCUAUUCUCCAAGGUAUGAGUAGUCCCUUUUUCCAAGGCUAGGAAUAUGGAACUUGAGAAACAAAAAAAUGUAUAAAACAAAUACUACCACGCGAUGGCGUGCUCAGCAUAAGAAGCGCAAUCUAAGCGGAUUAUUGUCCACGAAGAGCUUAAGCCCAAUAACACAAAAGCUACAGCACGAAACGCGAGAAGUGAAAUUAUGUAGAUGAAAAUAUGUGGGCUUUUCCAAAGCGAAAACAAAAGCCACGUAUGCAGCGCAACUUUCUACACUCCGAGAAAGAGCUCUCAUGAGUUUAUUGCAGACGGGGUAUGCUCAGUGCAGUCGUAUCCUCACGAGGAAAGGGCGGCGAUCUCAGAGGAACAAAAUGAAAAAAGCAUGACACCAAAGAGGGCGAUUCAGAUGGAUCCGAUAAAUCAACGGACACAUGAAGUUGAAGAUCUUCCAGAUGGCAGAUGCGCUAGCAUACUCAGAGCUCGGAGGGAGAAAAAUAUAGGAUGA